GCUACGAUUGAACGGUACAACAAUUUUAUCGCUGCUCAUUUGUGUUUUGUCUCGCCAGUAUUUGAUCGUUAAUAGUUCAAAUCAGUAAGCAGUUAGAGACAAACACGUUUUUUUCGGUCUUUCAAAUGGAUUUGAAAAUGUUAGUCUUUUCGUACCAAAGCAAUAAAAUAAAAAUAUAAGACACAUAGUGAGCUAUAUAAUAAAACUAUCAUAAAAAUGAGAUAAAAAAAGAAUUGACAAAGCCAAUGUAGUAUGGAUCAUUGAGCAUCUUGAAAUCAAGUUCGGCAACAAGAGGAAAAAAAACUUUUCUCAAAUUUCGAGAAAAAAUAGUUUGCUACAGAUUCUCUUUGGGUACUUUCAAAUUGAUGAAUAAAUGGGCGAAAAUAGACACUAAACGGGCAAUGAGCUUGAGAGAGAAAGCAAGAGCAAGCAAACAAACCAACGAAAUCAAACGAACAGUGAUAUAAAUAAAUGAUUGUUUAGAGUGUUUUGCUAAGAUCGAUAUGAAAAAUUGUUUGCCGUUGGUUGUCUUCGUCAAUUUGAUUUAAUUGUUGGUGGUGGCCACUACGGCGGUGUUUAUAUGAAAUUUCAUUGAGAGAAAAUACUGUGGCAUUUGUGAUAUAUUAGUGAGGAUUGUUUGCUCUUUUUCGAUUUUUGGACGAAUUGUUCAGCAUUUCUCUGGGUUCCCCAAGUGAUUUUGAUAAACACACAACACAACUGAUCCCCCCGACCUAAAAUAUAUAUUUAUACCAACGGCAUUUCGUGAACGUGUACGACACAGAUAGAGAGAGAUAUAUCGAUGUGUUCAACAGCUCGUAUGGUCAAUCAACGAAAAUGAAAGAGAAAUUUAAUUUAUUCAACAAAUAGAUAAUACCCAAAGUAUAUUGGAUGAGUUAUAAAAAUAUCCUUGUCUCUUCUUAUAUAUAAAUAUAAUUCGGUGUGUUUUGGCGUGUAACGCUUUAUUUAUUUAUAUAUUUUUUCAUUUGUGUGAUAUGAAAAAAGCGACGAGAGGAUCGAAACGCGAUAUUUUGCAUUUUUAAUAAUUCGCCGUCGUCGUCGUGGUCAUCGUAGUGUUUUUUUUUUCACUGGUCAGCUCGGUUGGUGGCGGUGAUCUUCUUCCUUAAGUCUGUUGUUGUUGUCGAUCUUUUCGAUGAGAUUAUUUUGUGAAAUGCUUGAUAUAUAAUAGCCAUUUUAUCGCUAUAUUCAUGUUGUGCGUGGAGUUUUUUUUUAUCUCAGUUGGUGAAGGUAAAACGAAAACGGAUGAAUAUUUGAGCGAAAUAAAUGUGGCUCCUGAAAACUGAGUAAUAACAAAAGUACAAGGAAACCUUGAAGAAAAAGAAGAAAAAAAUAGAAAAAAGAAACAAUAGGACCACGAUUCACAUUCGAAUUACAUUAAAUUAUAACUCGAGCGAGCGAGAGAGAGAGAAAGAGAAAAAACGGAACAAUAAAAAAAUAAAUUGCAGCUCAACACAGAGAGGAGAAAAAAAAUCAAAAAAGUCAAAGAAAAGAAAGAGCCAACCGUGUACUUGAUAUUUAUUGAAAUAACAACGGUUUUGUUUUAGCGUUUGCAUACUGAAUCGGUGAUAUAUUUUGCUCCCUGUUCGCGCAAUUCGCAUGAAUAUUUGAUUGUGGGUUGAAAUUUUACAGUUAAUUGGUAUCAUAAAGCUGCAGCCAAAAGAGCCAAAUGUAGCAAAUGAAAUGCCAGCUGAGAGAAAAAACACACAGUGUAUGAUGCUUGACGAACAGUUGUAUAAAUGAACAAUCAGAAAAUAAGAAGUAAGCCUUCGUCCAAAUUAUUGGGUCGAAAAAGAGAACAGAAUGCAAUACCAUCAAUUUAAGGCCAAUCAUCGCAUUUAAUGCGAACACAUCGAAAUGGAUAAAUAAGAAAAAUUACAUCGUUUCGGCAAACAAAAACUGGUGACUUCAGGAAUUCUUUCAUUAGCGCAAUAUACACGAACAGUUGUUCAGAAAGAGAGAAAGCAUUACACUGACACACAGUCCGUAUAUAUAGACCGACUUUAAUACAUGUGUCUCUUUUUCGUUGUUGUUUCUGCAUAAAACUUCUUCUGGUUACUUAACGGCAACAAUUGAACGUACACGUAGUGGGCAAACAAAUGUGCCAGCAUAAAUGCAUAAAGUCGUUUUUUUGCAAUACGAGAGAAAUUUCGCUUCGACCAACGAUCGAUACGCAUUACACUUCGGAAUGAGAACAACUGAUGAAGAAAGAGGCGAGAAUCAGUGAAAAUACCCAAAACACACAACAUAAGGACGAACAGAAUUGGACAAGCACGCGGGCGCGCUCACUCGCUUGCUUGCACUGUUUAUAUGUGCGUGUUACUUGAUAUAGCUGGCGGACACUUUUUUUUUAUCGUGCAAAAAUAUGUCAGAUAAAACAAGUUUUUUGUAGUCGACCAUUCCGUUGUGUGUGUUAUCUGGUGCGAUUGUCAAAGUGUUUGGUGCUCGGUUCGGUUCGGUUCGGUUGGUUUUUUUUCUCUCUCCCCAUUAAAAGCCAUUGUGUAACAUAUUUUUAGUGCUGCACUGCACUGACGUUCGCUCGACAAUGCAUCCAGCCACCAUGUACACUUGGUCGCAUUAAUUGUGAUUUUGGUGUUCCGCAUGUUUGUGGCUGCUUCGGUGGCGAAGCUGUGCAUUCAUUAAUAACAUUAUUAACAUCAAACUAAAGUGAAAUUAUGGACGGUGGUGGUGUCGCCUCGAGUGGAUUUACAUUUUGAACAGCGAGAGAAAAAAGAGAGUGGAAAAUAAAAAUUGAGUUCUCUCUGACGGCAUACAAAGUUUGAACGAGUCAAAGUUGUCGUUGCAAGCGCCGUUCAGACGAUAGAUAAAGAAAAAGUGCAACAUCAUGUUCACAUUCAUUAUGAAUCUCUGACUGAACACGAUAGAACUUGGUGUGAAUAUUAAAACGGAAAAGUAGAAAGAAAAACUAAUUAAAAUUACGUUCACGCUGUUGUUUUAAACGGUUUUGUGCGUUUUGAAAUUGAAUUUCUUCGAAAUAAUAAUUGAUAAAUUCGCUGGCUAUUCGCGCGUUGACGUCAAAGUGAAUGAACAGCAAACUCAUUUUCCGCCAUUAAAUGGAAAAUUAGAACAAAAGCGGAUAUCUCACAUUUCUUUUUGUUAUUCAGUGUGUAUGUGCUUGUGCAUGGCUUGAUGGGUGCAAAGCACCUAAAACUCAUUCGAAAAAGCUGUUGAAAAUUACUUCUGACAUCAACAACGACGACGUCACCGGAGCACAAGCAACGCGCUCGUAUGAACAUUGCCAUUUCAAUCAUUACAAUGAUUAAUGAAGUUUCUGCGUCCGAACAUUCUACUGUAUACGUUUAACAAGAAGCUUAUUACGACCGUAAAUCCAAGUUUCAAAGAUUGUCGAAGUAUCAAAGAGCACAGCGGUCGAUGCAACACCACCCCUACAAAAUAACCGUGAAUUUCAAUUAAAAAGCUAGUCAAUUUGUUAUUGUAAAUUCAUGGUAAUAUCAAUCCAUAGUGCACAUUAUUUUGGAAUUCCGCUUCCAUUUACAAUGAAAAACUCUGAAUGUGCUUCCUCCGAUUGUGAUAAACACUCUGAAAAAACAUGAAGUUAUAACAGAGAGGAAAACUCCCAUAAAAAGAAUCAAAAUUUACUAUUUAAAACCAAUUGAAUGAACAAAAAAGAAAACACAUGUGAAAAUGUUUGAAGAACAAAGUUUAAAUUUGACGGGGAGGUCCAGUGUGGACAUCUUGAGAUCGGUUGUCGACUUAAAUUUACCGGUAACCGACUGUCAGCGUCAGCAUGUUAUGUAUGACCACUUAAAAUUAUUUUUGAAUUUUUUUAACGGCGUGAAUUCGACACAAAACCUAUCGGCAUUACUAAAACAUGACCCAUGCCAUCUACCAAUAUUAGAACAGAAUGCCACCAUACCGUCAUCGUCAUGGAUCAUCGGAUUUGACUUUUGGUGCAGCGGCAUUUUAAUCAAUCUAAUUGGAAUGGUCGGGAUUCUGGGAAACAGUUUAUCAUUGAUAAUAUUGUCGCGGCCCCAGAUGCGAUCCAGCAUUAAUUACUUACUCAUUGCGUUGGCACGUUGCGAUAUCAUUUUAAUCAUAACAUCAAUGUUUCUAUUUGGCUUCCACUCGAUUUAUCCGUAUUCAUAUUAUGAUGAUGCUGGCGGCAGCAUGUUCUGGUUCCGAUACACAUACAACGUUUAUCCACGCAUCAUUAGAUAUUUGUUCACAUUGGCGGUGAUUGCACAGACGGCCAAUUGCUAUCUAACAUUGCUGGUGUCCUUGGAACGAUAUGUGGCCGUAUGUCACCCGUUGAGAGCGCGUGCUCUGUGCACAUACGGCCGAUCAAAAUUCUACGUCAUUUUUUGCACCGUUGUUGCGGUACUCUAUAAUUUAGUUAGAUUUGAGGAGAUUGAAUCGUGUGGCGACAAGCAUCCGGAUUAUGGACAAAUUUAUUGCACACGAAUGACACCACUGCGAACAAACAGUGCCUACAUCAAAUACUAUAUACAUUGGAGUGCUUUGUUUGUAAACCAUUUUUUACCAUUUCUCGGGCUAUUGGUGUUCAAUACGAUGAUUUAUGCACAAGUGCGCAAAGCGAAUCGCGAACGACAAAUGUGGUCGCGAACGGAACGACGUGAAAUCGGACUGGCCACGAUGCUAUUAUGCGUUGUCGUUGUAUUCAUUCUAUUCAACUUUUUAGCAUUGUAUGCAAAUUUUGUGGAAGCAUUCUUCGGCGAAAUACCAUUGGAAAUAGUGAUUGUUUCCAAUUUGCUGGUCACCCUCAACAGUUCGGUCAAUUUCAUAAUAUAUGUGAUAUUUGGUGAAAAGUUUAAGCGAAUUUUCUUGCAGUUGUUUUGCGAGGGACGUAUCGGUCGCGAUUCCCCAGAUGGUUUAAUGCAAGACGACAGCUCAUUCUCCAAUGGAGAUGGGAAUCGAAGCAGUGGUCGUCUUUCGCGGCACGGUACGCAACGAACAAGCCUUCGAAAUGGUACCAGUUUAAAAAUCAAGCGAAUCAAUCGAGUGAGGUCACCAUCGCCGGGACCGUGUGUUUAUUAUCCGGCACGUGAAAUCACACGCACCACUGAAAUCACCAAACUCGGCAACGAUUGGGAAAUCAAAAACGGAACCAUCACAUCCGAUUUGCUGUAAACAUCCAUUUGACAUGUAUUCACCAUUUGAGCGCAGUGCAAAAAUGAAUGGCCAAAAUCACCAUGGGGACAUGCCAUGUCUUACACAGUGUGCACGGUUAAUGUACCAUGCUCAUAUGGAUGGAAAAGCUCUAGUAGAUGUAAUGUAUUUAUCAAAACAAAAGAGCAACAAUUUAAUGUGUUACUUGGAUUUUAAACUAAAUUUUAACUUACAUCUACUCAAUUUCAUUCUCUCAAGGGCUUAUGACUAAAUAGCCAACAUCCCACGAACAAAGACUUCAAUUUCAUAUGAAAAACUAUAUAGUCAUCAUUGUUUUUUUAACAGAUACAAUUUAUUAUAUUAGAUAUUUUAAAUUAGAUGUAAUGACACAACAUGAUUAAGUUUGAAAUGAUGAUGAUGAAUACGAAAAAAAAAACACAUUUCGCUAGGACGAUAUUAGAAUGGAAAAUGAUUAAUUAGGUUACUUUCCAUAAGUUCACGCUUUUCUAGAAUAACAUAGUACUUCUGUUUCUUUUUUAUUUGAAUGUUAUGGAAACUAUUGAUAGGAGAUUUUAAGAGCAUCAACAUAUUUUACCAAAGAUAAUUUAUGCUGUGUAAGUAAAUGUGAAAAAACCUUUUCGUUUGGAAAAAGGUAAAAUUAGCCAUGCACAAUUUCCAGAAUUCAACCGAAGGAGUGAAUCUCAAGAUUCAAUUGAACACUAUUAUCUUCCUAGUUAUUUUUUUGAACAAUAUCUAUUGAACAUAGUCUUGUUUACAGUUCAGCGAAAAAAAACAAUUCAAGUUCAAAACGUAAAUUCCGCCAUGAGUCCAUGUUUUGCAAAGAAAAUAGUUGUUCGUGUUUGCAGCAUCCAUUUAUCAAAGUGAAUUUAGCCGACGAGAUUGCUGCCAAUUUUGAAGAACACAUCAAUGUAAUUUAACAAUUCAAAUCGAAACAAAACAGCAAGAUAAAGUUGAAAUUUUAUACCAUUUCUGCUCCUUGUUCGAGCCAGUGUGGCUUAAGCUGAAAAACAGUUUUGAACAUUUUCAAGAAUUUUUUUUCCGCCCGGCAUAAACUAGGCUUAAAACACACAAAUUUGUAAAAGAAAAUGCUUUGAUACAAUUGGCAGAAAAAAGGGGGAAAAUAUUUGCUCAAAUGAAUAGAUGAAAAAGAACGAAAUCCUUUUUUUUCGACAUGAUAAUCAAAAUGGAUUCAUUGACAUACAAAGCAAACACUGUUCGUCCAAAGUAGCACUCUGUUUUUAUGAACCGUCAAACGUUUGGUUCAUUCUUAAUCACAGUCCCACCUCGAACAGAACCGAGCAUAGCAACUCAAAGCAACUCAAAUCAACUCAUAGAUGACCCUGUUCUUUAUCAUACAUUGAAUGUAAACGAGUAUAUAUAAGAAAAUUGAUCAUCAGCAAAUAAUGUCCGUGUAUGUGAUAUGAAUGCAUAAGCAUCAAAUCAUGUUGCAAAAACAGCAAAUUUAAAUUUAUUCAAUUCAGCGCAUUUCCUCUAUAUUCAACACAUUGCAUAUCCCGAAUAAAUAACAAAAGAAUAAAACCAAAUGAUAAAUGUUUAUUAGAUGUUCAUGUUCGUUGUACUGCUAGAAACUAUCACGAAUCAAACCGAUCGAAACAGCAUCCACCCAUUUAAAUCACAGUCAGCAUCAAAUAGUAAACAAACAAAAAAACAAUUUGAGAAGCAAAGAAAAAAAAUUACAUGUUUUAAAUGAAUGGUCCAUAAAUAAAGUAUCCAAAUAACACUUGCAAACAUAAAGAAAAGAAACAAUCAAACAGUGGCGGUUGUGAAGACGAAGGUGUUGCGAAAGGGAAAGACAUUUGAGCGUGAAAGGGAAAAAAAGCACACAAAAGAAAGAACACUUACUCAAAAAAAUGUAAACAAUGAAAGAAAGAAAAUAAAUUCAACAAAAUAUUGUAUGUUACUCAAGAAAUAAAAAUCA
Messenger RNA from Sitodiplosis mosellana (orange wheat blossom midge), 7084 nucleotides. Its product is annotated as FMRFamide receptor. Bases 3682 to 5145 code for a protein of 487 amino acids. NCBI's taxonomy places the organism in Eukaryota, Metazoa, Arthropoda, Insecta, Diptera, Cecidomyiidae. Gene Ontology annotation, biological process: G protein-coupled receptor signaling pathway. The record is from RefSeq and is a predicted model, not a curated record. Gene Ontology annotation, molecular function: G protein-coupled receptor activity. Gene Ontology annotation, cellular component: membrane. The transcript is spliced from 3 exons.